AUGUCCUGGCUGAGCAACCAGACCUCAGGCGGCGACUUCGUCCUCCUUGAUCUGUUCCGCGGCACCCCGGUGCCCUGGGUCCUGUUCACACUCACGGUGCUGGACCUCCUGGUGGCCCUGCUGGGCAACUCCGUGAUAAUCAUCCUCAUCUGGGCCGACCCUCUUCUCCACACGCCCAUGUACUUUCUGCUCAGCCAGCUGUCCCUCAUGGACCUCCUCUACAUCUCCACGUUUGUCCCCAAGAUGGCCCUGGUCUUUCUGUCUGGGGACCAUCACAUCUCCUUCAUUGGGUGUAGCCUCCAGAUGUUCCUCUUCAACACCCUUGCGGGCUCAGAGUACCUGCUGCUGGCCGUGAUGGCCUAUGACCGCUACGUGGCCAUCUGCCAGCCUCUGCGCUACCCCGUCCUCAUGCGUCCCCGGGUCUGUGCGCUCCUGGUGCUGGUGACCUGGCUGGGUGCGUUCUUCAACGCCUUGAUCCAUGUGGCCUACACUCUGACUCUCCCUUUCUGCGCCUCCAGGGAAAUCCAUCACUUCUUCUGUGAGAUCCCAGCGCUCCUGAAAGUGGCCUGUGCUGACACUUCCCAAUACGAAAAGGGUGUUUUUGUCAGUGCUGUGAUUUUUUUCAUCCCUCCCAUCUCAGCCAUUCUGUGCUCCUAUGGAAGGAUACUGUCCACCGUGCUGGGCAUGGGGUCAGGCCAGGCUCUUAGGAAAACCUUGGCUACCUGCUCUUCGCACAUGACUGUGGUGUUGCUGUUCUACGGGGCUGCCAUCACCAAGUACCUUCUGCCAAAGUCCUACCACUCCCCGGAGCAGGAAGAAGUGGUCUCCGUGUUCUACACCAUCAUAACCCCCAUGCUCAACCCGCUCAUCUACAGCCUGCGAAACAAGGACGUCAAUCAAGCUUUUAGGAAAGUUGUUGGGAGACUGAACACCGGUUCUCACACCGUUGGCCACCCUCAUGUCUUCCUGGGAAAAGGACCGCAGCCCUGCCGCCCGCAGCAGGAGGAGCCGUCGGCUGCGGAGGCGCAGCAGGGCCUCGGGCUCCUCCAGCUCGCCACCCCCGGCCAGGCGGCGGGGUCGCGACUGCCGUGGAACUGCCCAGGCGCGGCCGCGGUGCUGUCGGUCCACAGAGCGACGGAGAGCUGGCAGCGCCUACGACAGGGCUGGAGCACGGUCCCUCCCGGGCCUGGCACGGUGAAACGCUUCCUUCUCUGA
Molecule: messenger RNA, 1215 nt
Organism: Condylura cristata (star-nosed mole)
Lineage: Eukaryota; Metazoa; Chordata; Mammalia; Eulipotyphla; Talpidae
Product: olfactory receptor 2T27-like
Exons: 3
Coding region: 1-1215 (404 amino acids)
Biological process (GO): G protein-coupled receptor signaling pathway
Cellular component (GO): membrane
Molecular function (GO): G protein-coupled receptor activity; olfactory receptor activity
Source: RefSeq, a predicted model, not a curated record